Boeremia exigua is the source of this 1869-nucleotide messenger RNA. Its product is annotated as MFS multidrug transporter. Bases 80 to 1678 code for a protein of 532 amino acids. The transcript has 4 exons. Gene Ontology annotation, molecular function: transmembrane transporter activity. NCBI's taxonomy places the organism in Eukaryota, Fungi, Ascomycota, Dothideomycetes, Pleosporales, Didymellaceae. Gene Ontology annotation, biological process: transmembrane transport. The record is from RefSeq and is a predicted model, not a curated record.
AUACAACUCACGAUGGACCAUUAAGAGUUGUUGUGUCUCAAAAGUGUCUUGAGUCAGCCUUCAUUUCACUCUGAUCGACAUGACUUCUCUAAAUUGUACCGUUCAUCCCUUUCAUAGUACAAUCAAGAUGAAGGCUGCGACAACAAUCAACAUGAUCGGAGCAGGACACAAUAAAAGCUGCAGAGAAGAACACUGCCAUGGUCUCAGAGCCGAAGUUGAUAUAGACGACCUCGGUGUCACUAUACUACCAAACGGAUUGGUCACAUGGAAUAACAACAGCCCCGAUCAUCCACGAAACUGGACGCCUGUGCGCAAGGCCUACGACAUCGGCGUAGUUGCCACGAUGGAAUUCUUUACUACUGUAGUGAGCACCACGGGCCCAUCUGCAGCGGCCCUGGCUCGUACUGAAUACGAAACUCAGCCUAUGGUCACCUUGAUUGCCUUCACUUUGAUGUACCAGCUAGGUCAAGCACUUGGGGGCCUAAUUGUGCCACCAUAUUCCGAAGUCUUUGGCAGGAAAAAGCCGUACAUACUAGCUGGUGGCAUGUUUUGCCUCUUCUGUCUACUGAUGGCGGUCGUUCCGUCAAUCACGAUGGUGUACAUUGGUCGCUUCAUAACCGGUUUUGCAUCUGCUGUACCAUCGGUUGUCCUUGCCGGGUCUGUUGAGGAUCUUUUCAACAGUAGACAGAGGGUAUGGUUUGUACUAUUGUGGAAUUCUCUUGCUACAGCAGGUUUAGUCUUUGGCCCAAUUUUGGGUGUAUACGUCAGCUUAAACCGAGGAUGGAGAUGGAUUUACUACAUCUCAGCAGUCGUUAUGGCAGCUUUGACAGUUGCAACGCUCUUCAUCCGAGAGAGCCGACCAAGUCUGUUGCUUUCGAAGAAAGUUGCGACGAUCCGCAAGCGUACCGGGCAGGAUCUCAAAUUCGACAACCCAGACGCUGUGGCGAGCCAUGCAAGAUUGAUCGACGUAGUACUGAUCAGACCUGCCACACUCCUAGUAUCAGAGCCACUUGUCAUCCUGGUGAGCACAUUAUCUUCGGUAUCUUGGGCGAUCAUAUACCUCUUCACGGAAGCCCUGACCGGCAUUUACGAAUCCAUGGGCUUCUACCGAGCUUCUGCGUCUCUCCCGUUCCUUGCGAUAGGACUGGGUGUGCUCUUUAGUAUCUUUCCAAGAUAUUUUGACGUCAGAGCAGCGCGAAAACGUAAGGAGCGUGGCGAGCCUUUGGAACCGGAGGAUAAACUCACCGGGUUCUUAUUGGCCGUUCCAUCGCUUGCCAUUGGUCUUUGGUGGUUUGCAUGGUGCAUCCCACCAGCCGUCACAACAAUACAUUGGAUAGUGCCUACUUUCGGUCUCAUCUUCGUCGGCUUCGCUGUCAACGAGAUGGCGUACACUCUUAGUAGCUAUCUGGCGGAUUCGUACACGGUCUAUGCAGCUUCGGCUUUUGCAGCCCUGGCCUUUGUCCGAGCCCUUAUCUCUGGUCUUAUGCCUCUUAUUGCAUAUGCGAUGUACAGCAAUCUUUCAGCCAAUGCUGCGACAACGAUCAUCGCUGUGCUUUCGACGCUGUUUGGAAUUGCACCCUACAUUAUGGUGAGAUACAGCAAGAAGCUUCGCGGCAUGAGCAAGUUCGCAAAAUAUAGUCUGGAUGUGCACGAAAGAACCCGGAUAGAGGUUGAUUAGAAGCUAUUUGUAUAUCAACUCGCACAUACCUAGCUGCAUGCAUUCAACAUGCUUUGUAAGCAGCGAAAUAAGGCCGAUCAAGAAACUUAGCAGGUUCUAAGCUGAGGUAGACGAACAACAACAAUUUCGCACAUCGUCUCGUGAUUUAAUAUCAUAGUGCAGCCGCAAUAAGCCACGAAAAAGAAAUAGAU